AUGUCUUCCAACGAUAAACUGAUACAGGAGAUUGCUGCUGGUGUAAGGUCUGCCAAGGCCGAGUUGGAUUUGGUAGUUGCUCACUUGAAUCAGAUGCAAAGUCGAAAGGAGCUAGCACAAAUAACAUCAAAAGAACUAGCAUCGUAUCCAGUGGAUGAUAUAUGGAGGUCCUGUGGCAAGAUGUUCAUGCUACAGAAGAAGGACACUUAUACUGAGGAGCUUAAGAAAGAUGAGACUGCAAUUGACGGCCAAAUUAGUGCCCUAAAAGUGAAGAAGCACUACUUGGAGACUACCGCUCACAACGCAAUGGAAGCUUUACAGAAAGCUGUGCAACAGAAAUAA
Molecule: messenger RNA, 342 nt
Organism: Eremothecium sinecaudum
Lineage: Eukaryota; Fungi; Ascomycota; Saccharomycetes; Saccharomycetales; Saccharomycetaceae
Gene: PFD1
Product: prefolding complex chaperone subunit
Exons: 1
Coding region: 1-342 (113 amino acids)
Biological process (GO): protein folding
Cellular component (GO): cytoplasm; prefoldin complex
Molecular function (GO): protein folding chaperone
Source: RefSeq, a predicted model, not a curated record